This is a messenger RNA of Bubalus bubalis (water buffalo), 3757 nucleotides long. RefSeq names its product phosphodiesterase 1B (gene PDE1B). The record is from RefSeq and is a predicted model, not a curated record. Gene Ontology annotation, biological process: signal transduction. Bases 916 to 2457 code for a protein of 513 amino acids. NCBI's taxonomy places the organism in Eukaryota, Metazoa, Chordata, Mammalia, Artiodactyla, Bovidae. Gene Ontology annotation, molecular function: 3',5'-cyclic-nucleotide phosphodiesterase activity. The transcript is spliced from 17 exons.
UCACGGUUAUUUCCCAGUCCCCGUUUGACAGAUGAGAAAACUGGGGCUGGGAGUAUUCAACUCGCCUAGCCUCUCGGUUUCGAUGAGCAACUCCUGACUUUCAGUCACUGCUUGGGUGGGGGCUUUCCUCCUUGUUGAGCGGGUCUCUGGGUAAGGAUACCCGGAUCCCUAGCUUCAGCAAGCCCCUUUUCUGCAGUUUCUAGUUCUCUUCCUGUCUUGCUUCCGUCCUUGCAGGUGGGUUAAAGCUCAUUUUGAAGAGUGGACCCGGAAAAAAGACCCUGAGAGGCAGCCAAAUCUGCUUUCGCCUAGCUGGGACGCUCUGGAGGGCUCCUUCCACUCCACUGCAGACUUCCUCUUCAGGACAAAUCAGGAUGGCUCCCAGUCCCUGUCCCCUUAAGCCUCCUGCUAACCCUUUCCUUCCCCCGAAAGAGGAGCCCCACCUCCUCAGAGCAAGGGGCUGGCUUAUGCUAUUUCUGUCCUUUCUGGGAUUCUUCUGAGAACAAAUUCUUGUUUUUAGUCUGAUUCAGAUGUGAAACUUUUCCCGCGGCCUCUCACCCAGUUGUGGGCUGGGUCUCUGCCUCAUCACUCCUUCCAGCUAGGCUCCUCCUGUUCCCCUCCCCUAAAUUCUCUCUGUUCAGUCAGUCGGUCACUUUUGCUGAGACCUAGAGAAGGAAGUCAGGGGCCUAAAAGGGAACCACUCCCCUCAGGGGCCCAGGGGCCUGUGGGGCAGCAUUUUGAUACUCUGAAGUGGAGAACUUUGAUUCCCAUGGCCAGCCCUGUUCCUGUGCAGAGGAGUCACCUCCAGGGUCCUAUUCUCAGUGAACAUUUACUGAGCACAUGCUGUGUGCUCUGAGCACAGCUGCCAGGACAGACAAGAAGUCAUCGUGAGUGCGACCGAGACACCCCCAGUUUCCUAUGAAGGAAUUGAAGGUUGAAAAUAAAGAUUCUCAAACUUUAGGGCUGCGCUACAUGGUGAAGCAGUUGGAGAACGGGGAGGUAAACAUUGAGGAGCUGAAGAAAAACCUGGAGUACACAGCUUCUCUGCUGGAGGCCGUCUAUAUAGAUGAGACUCGGCAAAUCCUGGACACGGAGGAUGAGCUGCAGGAGCUGCGGUCUGACGCGGUGCCUUCGGAGGUGCGGGACUGGCUGGCCUCCACCUUCACCCAGCAGACCCGGGCCAAAGGCCGCCGAGCAGAAGAGAAGCCCAAGUUCCGGAGCAUCGUGCACGCGGUGCAGGCUGGCAUCUUCGUGGAGCGGAUGUUCCGGAGAACGUACACCUCUGUGGGCCCCACCUACUCCACUGCGGUCCUCAACUGUCUCAAGAAUGUGGACCUUUGGUGCUUUGAUGUCUUUUCCUUGAACCGGGCAGCAGAUGACCACGCCCUGAGGACCAUCGUUUUUGAGCUGCUGACUCGGCACAACCUCAUCAGCCGCUUUAAGAUUCCCACUGUGUUUUUGAUGACUUUCCUGGAUGCCUUGGAGACAGGCUACGGAAAGUACAAGAACCCUUACCACAACCAGAUCCACGCAGCUGACGUCACCCAGACGGUCCACUGCUUCUUGCUCCGCACAGGGAUGGUGCACUGCCUGUCGGAGAUUGAGGUCCUGGCCAUCAUCUUUGCUGCAGCCAUCCACGACUACGAGCACACUGGCACUACCAACAGCUUCCACAUCCAGACCAAGUCGGAAUGCGCCAUCCUGUACAACGACCGCUCAGUGCUGGAGAAUCACCACAUCAGCUCGGUUUUCCGAAUGAUGCAGGACGACGAGAUGAACAUCUUCAUCAACCUCACCAAGGAUGAGUUUGUAGAGCUGCGGGCUCUGGUCAUCGAGAUGGUGUUGGCCACAGACAUGUCCUGCCAUUUCCAGCAAGUGAAGUCCAUGAAGACAGCCUUGCAGCAGCUGGAGAGGAUUGACAAGUCCAAGGCCCUCUCUCUGCUGCUUCAUACUGCUGACAUCAGCCACCCCACCAAGCAGUGGUCAGUUCACAGCCGCUGGACCAAGGCCCUCAUGGAGGAGUUCUUCCGCCAGGGUGACAAGGAGGCCGAGCUGGGCCUGCCCUUUUCUCCACUCUGUGACCGCACUUCCACCCUUGUGGCGCAGUCUCAGAUUGGCUUCAUCGACUUCAUUGUGGAGCCCACGUUCUCUGUGCUCACCGAUGUGGCUGAGAAGAGUGUCCAGCCCACCGGGGAUGACGACUCCAAGUCUAAAAACCAGCCCAGCUUCCAGUGGCGCCAGCCUUCUCUGGAUGUAGAAGUGGGAGACCCCAACCCUGACGUGGUCAGCUUCCGCUCCACCUGGACCAAAUACAUUCAGGAGAACAAGCAGAAAUGGAAGGAACGGGCGGCAAGCGGCAUCACCAACCAGAUGUCCAUUGACGAGCUGUCCCCUUGUGAGGAAGAGGCCCCAGCCUCCCCUGCUGAAGACGAGCACAACCAGAAUGGGAAUCUGGACUAGAGGGGCCUGGCCCAGGUCCUCACUGAGUCCAGAGUGUUCGAUGUCAUCAGCACCAUCCCUUGGGUCUGCUCCCCCAUCUGCUCCGAGGGAGCAUGGACGUUAAGGAACAGAAAACCCACCCGAAGGACGAAUGCCAGAGAUUGUGGGGUUGGGGGAAGGGCCCCUCCCCACCCGACACCCAUUGGGGUGCACUUUACUCUCCCGGUGGCAAGACUGGGGAACUUCGGGCUCCCAAUGGUCACUGUGUCCAUCCCCCUGCCUCUGGACUCUCCCCGUGGCCAGAUGACUGGUUGGAGGGGAGCUUCCUGGAGGUUUCCCAGGGCUUGGGGGGAGGGUCAGAGAUGCCAGCCCCCUGGGCCCUCCCCCAUCCUUUUUGCCUCCAAGUUUCUAAGCAAUACAUUUUGGGGGUUUCCUCAGCCCCCACCCCAGAUCUUAGCUGGCAGGUCUGGGUCCCCCUUUUCCUCCCCUGGGAGGGGCUGGAACAGGAUAGGAAGCUGGGGGUUUCAGAGCUCUGCACAGGGUGGGGUGUGGGCUCCUUCAGGGCAUGGCAUCUUUCUAGGGCCUGGGAAUGGGGGCAUCCUCUGUACCCCAGACCUGCACUACUUCACCCCCACCCCUGCCCAGACUCUGCAGUCUCCCCUCUCCCCCAUUCUGGAAUGGUGACUGGGGGAGGAGGAGCCAGAGCCACCAGGGGCUUAGGGGGGGCGGUCCUCAAGGACUUGGGACAGGUCUCAGCCCUGGGGCUUGUCACCUGCCCUGGCCGAGUCCUGAACCCGUCGCCUCCUUCUCCUCCCCUGGGGCCAGGAGGCUCCCAUCCGACCAAUGUCUGUAAAGUGCUUUGAGGUCUCCCCAGCAGAGCACCUUCAGGAUGCAUCCUAGAGCACAGGCAGGAGAGCUGGGUUGGGGUCAAGGGCGCAUGGGGAGGGUGACAGAGAGGGUCCCUCCCCUCCCAGCCCUGGCCCAGGAGGCCCCUUCCUGGGACAAGUGGGGAGUGGCGGGUGGAAGGCAGCCGGCAGCCCAAGCAGGCCCCCGCCCCUUCCUCUCCUCAGGCUCCUGUGGCCCCGCUCUGUCCCAGGAAAGGCCCAAGUCCAGUGACUGCCCUCCUCCUUCCUUGUAAAUACCAGACAUGCAUUUGUACAGUGGGCCCUGUGCGUGUGAAGUCGUAUCCACGGUCUUUCAGACCUGCCACUCGUCCCUCCUACCCCACCCAGAGAGGGGUAGAGACGCAUGUGACUGACCCCUGUCCUCGGUCUCUCGGAACCCUGCUAUAGCCAGAGAUCAAUAAAGAAGGGAGACCAGG